Molecule: messenger RNA, 1177 nt
Organism: Dermacentor silvarum
Lineage: Eukaryota; Metazoa; Arthropoda; Arachnida; Ixodida; Ixodidae
Exons: 4
Coding region: 320-1177 (285 amino acids)
Source: RefSeq, a predicted model, not a curated record
UCGGGAAUCCCAACAGUUGGAGAAAAUGGCGUUUUCUUUCUCUGCCGUGUCUUUUCGUGUCGCCUGUGCGGCUGCUGCAGUCGCGCAGAGACGAUGACCCGAGGUAGAUGAUGCAUUUAAAGAGUUGACGGAGGAAGAGAUCCGGCAAUAUUUUCGUCUGUCCAAACGAACAGUGCGUCGCUUGUGCGACGAGCUUGACUCCAUCAUUGGAUGCCAGCGAGCCAGUGGCCUUUCCACAGAAAGGAAGGUGUUGUGCGCGCUGCGAUUUUUCGGCACUGGAAGCUUCCGGAGGAGCGUUGGUCGCGAGGAGCAAAUAGGCAUGGCGCAGCCGGCCGCGAGCAACACCAUCCAGGAGGUGACGGAGGCCAUCAUUUCCGUGUCUGCCCGGAGAAAGUUGGUGGACUUUUCAUUGACACCGGCUGCCAAGGAUGAGGCAAAGGCGGCGUUUGCGCGACGCGGUGCCAUUCCAGGCGUGCUAGCGUGCGUCGACGGCACGUUGAUCGCCGUUAUGAAGCCAGAGGGACUCAGCCCGGCCGACACGGCGAGCUUCAUGUCGAGAAAGGGUUAUUACGCCCUCAACGUCAUAGUCGUGUGCAACUCGGAACUUUGCAUCCUUGUUGUGGACCUCCGGCUCCCUGAUUCGGGCCAUGACUCUUGGAUGUGGCAGCAUAAUCCACUGUGUACGCGCCUCGCCGCACAACUGCAGCCUGGCGAGUCUCUGCUUGGUGGCCAGCUACGACUAGUGCCAGGGAGCGCACCUUCUCCAGUAUGCCCUCCUGAGCCGCUGCCAUCCUCUCUGCCGCGAUGGCGAGCCGGGUGGUGGAUUGUUCGAUCCUUCGCAGCACCUGAAAUGAAUAAUUGUGGUGGGAAUUGUUCAUAUGAGUUGCUGAUUACUCGCAACCAGCUCAUCGCUGGAAGCUGUUGUUGUCAAGAAUUGCAACGUGCACAACAAUUGCCCACCUCCCUCGCUGUAGCCACUGUAGUGUCUAUCCUCCUAACACAUCACAUAUCCUAUGGCAAUGCCAUCCAAAACUACCCCCUUACCCAAACCUUCAUCCCUCCCAUCUACCCCUUCCUCCGAGUGGCUGACCGCCGCAACUACCCUUCACGACCAACGAUUCCUUGGGGACUUCAUCGGCCUAAUGCUGAAGCAUGCCUUGGAGCCCAUUACAACUGA